AUGUCUGAAACAAAACCCGAGGUAGAAGCUACUGCCGCUGUCAUGGAGGUGGAUGUCAAGGAGGAAGCUGCUCCCGCUGUUGAGGACGUCAAAUCCGCCUCAGAACUUGGUCCCGCUCCUACUGUAGAAGGCAAAAGCGAAGAGGAAGUCCAAGAAUUACUCGAGAAAGCUGCUAAGCAAAUCUGCUUCUACUUCUCCGAUUCCAAUCUUCCUGUAGACAAAUACUUUUUCUCACUUACCUGUUGUAACACCGAAGGUUGGGUCCCUAUCAAGACCAUUUUAACUUUCAAGCGAAUGAAGGAAUUCCAAGAUCUUGGGAUAGAAUUCGUCAGUUACGCUUUAAACAAGAAGAUUGCAGAAGAGGGAAUAGAUCCUUUAGUUGCUUUAUCUACAGAUAGUGCAAAUGUCAGAAGAAAGAGACCUCUUGAACCAAACUCCACUGCAUGGAGCAGAUCAGCUUAUAUCAAGGGAUUCGGAGAAGAUGAUGAGGAGGGUAACAAGCAAGAGAAAAUUGAGAAGUACGUGGAUCAAUUUGGAAAGAUCAACGCCGUCAGAAUGAGAAGAGCAGAUAUAGAAGAGAAAGGUGCUGCAGGUAAAGGAAAGGGUAAAUUCAAGGGUUCCGUAUUCGUUGAAUUCUCUUACGAACAAGAUAUGAAGAGCUUCUUGGCAUUAUCUGAAAUUCCCAAAUUCACAGAAGAUGGAGAAGAGAUGGUAAAGAUGUCCAAGGACGAGUACGUAAAGAUGAAGGCAAAGGAGAAGGGUAUACCCGACAGCGAAAUCUUCAAGGGUAAACACGAUGGUGGAAAGUCUCGAGAUGUUGGACGAAAGUUCAAUGCUUUCAAAGAGAUGGACAAAGCUAAGAAAGGUAUCAUACCUUCGCUUGCUAAAAUUGGAGACGAUGUAGCUGUUGUCGGAAUCAGACCUGGAUUCACAAAAGGUGCUAAAGAUGGACGAAAGAGGGAGAGAGAUGACGAGGAUGGAGAUGACAGAGAUGGAAAAGUUGCUAAGAAAGAGGACAAACCUCUUGUUAUCGAAUACAAAGGGGCCACACUUGAAUGUGAUCGAAAGACUGGUAAAGUACUCGAUUCUUCAAAAGUACCUUUCGAGAACGACUCUUCCAUCAAAUUCAUCAGCCACGGCGAGAACGAGCAAUGGAAGGAACUCAAAGAGCAAGUCGCAAACAUCAUCUCAAACCCUUUCCUUGCUUUUCCUCCUGGAUCCAAAACCGGUACUGUUGCCAGCAACGACAACACCAUCAUUUCAGACGAUAUACUCACUAAACUCAGGGACGCAAAGCUCCUUUUCGGUGGUGUCGAGGUAGAAUGGGCUCGAAUGGAUGAGGAGGAGCAACGAAUCUUUUGGACUACCCGAGCCAACUUCCAAGGAAAGGUCGCAGCAGAUCGACUUGCAGAGGCAGAAGAUAAAGGACGAACUGGAUCACGAGAUUUCAAGGGUAAUGGUCGAGGUCGAGGUGGUAGAGGACGAGGUGGUGGUCGAGGUGGUCGAGGUGGAAGAGGUGGCAACAGGGGUGGAAGAGGUGGUAACAGAGGUGGACACAGAGAUAAUAACAGAAACGCAGAACAAUCUUCUGCUCACCCAUCCAACUCAAUGCCCCCUUCCCUUGGUACUGGUGCAUAG
Messenger RNA from Kwoniella shivajii, 1638 nucleotides. RefSeq lists its product as uncharacterized. Gene Ontology annotation, biological process: RNA processing. Lineage: Eukaryota; Fungi; Basidiomycota; Tremellomycetes; Tremellales; Cryptococcaceae. Gene Ontology annotation, cellular component: nucleus; ribonucleoprotein complex. Gene Ontology annotation, molecular function: RNA binding. The transcript has 7 exons. The record is from RefSeq and is a predicted model, not a curated record. The coding region runs from base 1 to 1638 and encodes 545 amino acids.